AUGGGUUUCGCGAGGAUCGUAAUCUCGUGUCGGGAUUUGAAAGCUCGUGUGCUCGCGUGCCAAUACUGGUCUCAACGACACACUCUCUUCGAGGGGUAUGACGAUGGAGUCUGCCUUACCGACGAUGCCUGGUUCGGUGUCACUCCUGAGCCUCUUGCACGGCAAAUUGCUUAUGAAGUUUCCGGCGCGUCCAGUAGCAAGACCACCAUAGUCGAUCUCUUUGCUGGCGACAGGGACACCUUGGCCUGCGCUCAGAAUAACGCCAAGAUCUACGAGCUCACCGAUGAGAUCACCUGGGUCCACGGGGACAGCUUUGAGUACCUGAGACUGGCUCUCGAGGAACCUGAGAAACUUCAUGAAGCUUUGCGAAUCGACCCAGCUUCGACCAUCCUGUUCGGGUCCCCACCCUGGGGUGGCCCGGGGUACAGGACCGACGAGGUCUUCAACCUACACAAGAUGGAACCUUACAACCUCCGCCAGCUCCACCAAGCCUACAAGUCUUUCGACCAUGCCCUCUAUCUGCCGCGCACGAGCGACCUGCGGGCGAGCAAGGCCCUAGUAGCAUGGAUUCCGGCCGAAAACUCUAGCCACCCGACAUUUUAUUAUGGCGACGACUAA
This is a messenger RNA of Parascedosporium putredinis, 618 nucleotides long. The record is from the annotation of a GenBank genome assembly. Lineage: Eukaryota; Fungi; Ascomycota; Sordariomycetes; Microascales; Microascaceae.